Molecule: messenger RNA, 706 nt
Organism: Hevea brasiliensis (rubber tree)
Lineage: Eukaryota; Viridiplantae; Streptophyta; Magnoliopsida; Malpighiales; Euphorbiaceae
Product: oleosin G-like
Exons: 1
Coding region: 45-527 (160 amino acids)
Biological process (GO): lipid storage
Cellular component (GO): membrane; monolayer-surrounded lipid storage body
Source: RefSeq, a predicted model, not a curated record
CUUUUAACACUUCCCUCUCUCUGUCUCUCGUCAAGUUUCCUAUCAUGGCUGACCGCACUGCUCCCCAUAGAACUUCAAGACCUUCAGCCACAACCAACACCUCCACCUUUCUACGUAAACUGCAAGCUCAUGCUCCCAACUCAACCCAACUCUUCAGUUUCUUGACCCUCCUCAUCUCCGGUUCCAUUCUUCUCCUCCUCACAGGCAUCACCGUCACAGUCACAGUUCUUGUCCUAAUAUUUUUUGCUCCUUUGAUCAUCGUUUCCAGCCCUAUAUGGGUACCCGUUGGAAUCCUCCUCUUUCUUUCCGUGGCCGGAUUCUUGUCUGUUUGCGGAGUGGUGGUGGCAUUUGUGGGUGGAUUAUCAUGGAUGUAUAGGUAUUACAGAGGGAUGAACCCACCGGGUUCGGACCGUUUGGAUUAUGCCCGCAGCCGAAUCUACGACACGGCGAACCAUAUGAAAGAUUAUGCCAAGGAGUAUGGUGGGUACCUCCAGAGCAAGGUAAAGGAUGCAGCUCCUGGUGCAUGAUGAGGUGGUGAUGAAUCGGGUCAGAUUUGUGGUAGGAGUGGAUUUUUGAUGAAGUGGGUGUUCCUUAUUUUUAUCUUUUUUUUUUUUUUUCCUUCUGGUGUCCAUUUAGAAAAUGGAAUUUAUUAUAUUGUUUGGUUAUUUAUUUAUAGCUAAUUAUUGAUUACUGUUUUUGCUUGGAA